Coniosporium apollinis CBS 100218 is the source of this 1065-nucleotide messenger RNA. RefSeq names its product alcohol dehydrogenase 1. Bases 1 to 1065 code for a protein of 354 amino acids. Lineage: Eukaryota; Fungi; Ascomycota; Dothideomycetes. Gene Ontology annotation, molecular function: zinc ion binding; oxidoreductase activity. The record is from RefSeq and is a predicted model, not a curated record. The transcript is spliced from 3 exons.
AUGUCCCAACCAGAGAUCCCAAAGAAGCAGUGGGCCCAGGUCAUCGAGAAGACUGGCGGUCCAGUCGAGUACAAGGAGAUCGAUGUCCAGCAGCCCGGUCCCGAUGAGGUUCUCAUCAACAUCAAGUACUCCGGUGUGUGCCACACCGACCUCCACGCCGUGAACGGCGACUGGCCGCUGCCGACCAAGCUUCCUCUUGUCGGUGGGCACGAGGGCGCUGGUGUUGUUGUUGCCCGCGGUGAGCUCGUCAAGGACGUUGAGAUCGGUGACUAUGCUGGUGUCAAGUGGAUCAACGGCACCUGCCUCGCCUGCGACUUCUGCCAGCAAGCCGAUGAGCCUCUCUGCCCCAAAGCCCUCCUCUCCGGCUACACAGUCGACGGCUCCUUCCAGCAAUACUGCAUCGCUAAGGCCGCCCACGUCGCCCGCUUAACAAAAGACAUGGACCUCGCCGCCGUCGCCCCAGUCCUCUGCGCCGGUAUCACCGUCUACAAGGGUCUCAAAGAGUCCGGCGCGCGCCCCGGCCAGACCGUCGCUAUCGUCGGUGCUGGUGGUGGGCUCGGCUCUCUCGCCCAGCAGUACGCCAAGGCGAUGGGUCUGCGCGUGAUUGCCAUCGAUACCGGUGAUGAGAAGAAGAAGAUGUCCAUCGAGCAGCUCGGCGCAGCCGAGUUCGUUGACUUCGCAAAGAGCGAAAACGUCGUCAAGGAUGUGCAAGCCGCGACCGAGGAUGGCCUUGGGCCGCACGCCGUCAUUCUCGUUGCCGUGAACGAGAAGCCCUUCCAGCAGGCUGCUGAGUACGUCCGCCCACGCGGCACCGUCGUCUGCAUCGGUCUGCCCGCCGGCGCCUACCUGCGUGCCCCGGUGUUCGAGACCGUCAUCAAGAUGGUCACGAUCCGCGGCUCGUACGUCGGCAACCGUAAGGACAGCGCCGAGGCGCUCGACUUCUUCCGCCGCGGCCUCAUCAAGGCGCCCUUCAAGGUCGUCGGCCUGUCCGAGCUUCAGUCCGUCUACGACAAGAUGGUCAAGGGCGAGAUUGCCGGCCGCUAUGUGCUUGAUACCACCAAGUAA